AUGUCUUCGUCUGACGCAGCAAGAACUCAGGCAGCAGCAAUGAGCUACCUGGAUGAAGUUCCCUUCCGCACAACCACCUGCUUCAGCGGGGACAUGGGGGGAGAAACCACUCUCAUCACAGCCCCGGCCAUCGAGCUCCCCGACUGCGCUGACAUCCUCAUGAGCACCAUGCAUGACUUCUCGCUGGAAAGAAAAGUCCUUUACUGGGUUGAGGUGGCCUCUCAGCAGCAAACUUCUCGGCAUCAAGUCACCUCUGAAGUUGACCCCACAGCUCCACCGUGCUGGCUGCUGCUGGUGGACCCUGCUGAGAGCUACGGGGGUAGAGCACGGGAUGGGCCAGUGCGGCGCAGCAUCAGCCUGAGUGCCGCCCACAACAGCUAUGGGCACACCAAGGGCAGAGCUGCCUUGUCCGACACCGAGAGUGAGACCUGGUACUCUGAGGAGGAUGGGUACUCAGAGGAUGAUGAGUACUCCUCAACCUCCUGGGAAGAGAGUGACAGGGAUGAAAAGGGUUCCAGGAGGAGAAGCAUUGGGAGAAGCGUGCCUCCGCGUCCCUGCUUUUACCUGAACCGACCGAAGACAUCACCUGGCUUGCUGGAGCCCUCACCAGAGAACAGUGGCCACAACCCAGCCAGUCCAGACCCGAACAAGCAGAGGAGAUCCACGGUGAUAUUUAACAACAUGAAGAACGAGCUGGAAGCAGCCAGGAGGAAGCUGGCUGCUUUGGUGCACCCUUUGAACAGAGCUGCCACGGAGAGCAGAGAGCUCCCAGUGCCGUGGCCGCUCCCGCCAUGCCCCCACUCCAGACACAGCAUCAAGUACGGGCCAGCCUCGGCCGCGUCCCACCCAGGCACCCACGUGCCAGCUCCUCCAGCCACAGCCGUGCCAAUGCCCCCCAUCAAACGGCACAAACCCACGGUGCCGUCCCUCAGCCCCUACGCCUGCCUCCCCCCUGCCUCCACGCCUCCACGACCUCUCAGUUCCCACCGAUCCCAGCCGGAUUCGGCAGCUGAUCUGCUCUCGGCGCUGAGCCAGGAGGAGAGAGACCUCAUCGAGCCUGUUAUAGCCUUGGGCUACCCCACCCGCAAAGCCAUCCUCACCCUCCAGAAGACUGGAAGGCAAAGCUUAAGCCAGAUCCUGAGUUACCUGGGUGCCUGUGACCGGCUGCUGAAGCAAGGCUAUGAAGAAGGGCAGGUGGAGGAGGCCAUGGAAAUGUUCCAGUACUCAGAGAAAAAGGCAGCUGAGUUCUUGCAUUUGUUAGCUCAGUUUAACGAUAUGGGCUUCCAGCAAAAUGAAAUCAAAGAAGUCCUUCUGCUUUGUGGGAAUCAGAGGGAGAAGGCACUGGAAGAGCUCGUGAUGAAAGCCCAGUGA
Molecule: messenger RNA, 1371 nt
Organism: Indicator indicator
Lineage: Eukaryota; Metazoa; Chordata; Aves; Piciformes; Indicatoridae
Gene: UBAP1L
Product: ubiquitin associated protein 1 like
Exons: 6
Coding region: 1-1371 (456 amino acids)
Biological process (GO): ubiquitin-dependent protein catabolic process via the multivesicular body sorting pathway
Cellular component (GO): ESCRT I complex
Molecular function (GO): ubiquitin binding
Source: RefSeq, a predicted model, not a curated record